AUGAGCAACGCCAAAGCCCAAAGCACUACUGGAUUCAAACUCAAAGGUCAAUGCCACUGUGGUCUUGUGACGUUUGAGUUCUCCCCAGCGUCCGUCGUGGACCUUAAUGAUCCUGCUCUGCCGGAGUCGGUCAAACAAACUAUUGCACCCCCCUCGGAGCAGAAGCAUCCUGAACGGGGUGGAAACGUUAACAAGUGGAAGAGCACCUGGUGCCACUGUAAUCCUUGUCGAAGGACUGUGGGGGCGCUGGCUGUCGAGUUCGUCAGCGUGCCCAUGAACUUGAUCACCAUCAAGCGAGACGGGAUUGCAAGCUAUAGGUCAUCCAACCAUGCUACGAGACAGUUUUGUCCAAAAUGUGGCACUUCGCUUUUCUUCGUAGAGGACGACGAGAAGAGCAUCGACGUGACCCUCGCAUCGAUUACGACGCCGAAUCUAUUUGAUUACAUUGAAAUGAUUGGUCAUAUCUGGCUUGAGGAUGCAAAGGACCUGGUAUUGGACGAGGCUGGCAAAGGAGGAGGACUGGCCGGAAUCAUGACGGAUGGAGGGUACCGCACGAAACAAGGGAGCAAAAGCGAACCGUUUUACUAG
Molecule: messenger RNA, 588 nt
Organism: Serendipita indica DSM 11827
Lineage: Eukaryota; Fungi; Basidiomycota; Agaricomycetes; Sebacinales; Serendipitaceae
Source: the annotation of a GenBank genome assembly